AAUCAGUCACAAGAGAAAUUGCCUAAAUGGAUAGACAUGAAUAAAUAUCGCAGAGGACAAAAGUUUGUACAUGACAAUUACGCCUCUAUUAUCAUCAGCGUAUUACUAGGCUCCAUCUACGGUUUCACCUUCAACGAUGGUCUAACACCAAUUAUCGUAUCAGGACAGAGUCAAACACCAUAUUUGGCAUUUAAAAGGUAUCUCAGUACUAUAGUACAAAUAAUGAGUUGGUGCAAUGAAGAUCCUUGGGUCAAAGGAACAAAGGCCUAUAAGAAUAUGCAAUUCGCACGUUCGAAGCAUUUGUGGAUAGACAAGAAAAUGUCCCGAAUGAGUAACGAGGAAAUCCUCGCUGUGUCGAAAAUCGCAGAUUCGUCCUAUUUAGAACGCGAAACAUCAGUGAGGGACGCUGUAACGUGUCCUUUCGGAAAGUCGCAAAUACGUCCUUAUAAAAUAACCGAAAACUUGUUCAUAACAAAAACUAUAAAUAAUGCGAUGUUUUCCGUUGCACAAGGCUGCUUCCUUAUGUUAGCCAUAAUAUAUCCGCAGAAUAUCGGAAUACACGAUGCAACUGACGAAGAUCUAGAGGCUUUUUGUCACAUGUGGAAGUGCUACGGAUAUUUUCUCGGAAUGGAAGACGAGUACAAUUUUUGCCGUGGCAGCUUCAAGGAAAUAAAGCAACGCCUAUGUGAUUUAGAUCAACAUUGGAUAAAGAUUAAUUUUACAGACAUCACAUCCGAAUGGAUGUACAUAAUCAGAAAUAUCACCGAAUCUAUAAAUUAUUAUCCUUAUCUGUAUAUGACUCAUAAGAUAAUGACUCUGCUUUUGGCAGAAUCUUUAAAUCUUGAGAUGCCCAACUUGUAUGCAUCACUCAAGUAUGGAGAGUGGAUCGCUUAUAACAUUUACAAAUUUUUCUUCAAUCAUGCAGCUAAAUUUUCAAUCAUAAAAAGAAUUGUCAAUUUAUUAUUUUAUAAAAUACUUCAAACGGCGUCAAACUUUGGACCAGAGACAUUAGCGAAGUUGCAAGAAAAGUCAAAGCAAUAUCUGGAUUUUUCUAAUAAAUCAUGAUAUUUUAUGAUAUAUUAUGCAGUGAUUUUACAUAUGAUUUUACAUGCGGUGAUUUUUGCUUUAUGUAUUAUGCGGUGAUUGGUUUAUGUAAUUAUGUCUUAUGUCAUAUUAUGCGGUGAUUGGUUUAUAUAAUUAUAUCUUAUGUCAUAUUAUGCGGUGAUAGAUUUAUAUAAUUAUAUAAUUAUGUCUUAAUACAGUUUUCUAAUCUCAAA
Odontomachus brunneus is the source of this 1277-nucleotide messenger RNA. RefSeq lists its product as uncharacterized. Lineage: Eukaryota; Metazoa; Arthropoda; Insecta; Hymenoptera; Formicidae. The annotation marks the transcript as partial. The record is from RefSeq and is a predicted model, not a curated record. The transcript is spliced from 5 exons.